UUCCUGCAAGACUACGCGGCUCUAAGCUUUUCAAUGGCUUUAAUAUCUAAGUCAUAGUCUUGGGAUUUUAUAUCGGAAUUCAGGAACAACUCCCACCUUUCCCCCCUCAUAACAUUCGCCUUACAGGCUACUUAUUCUUCUAUCUCACGACCGAUAACUGGUAUUUGCUGGGGAAAGGGGCCGGCACCUCUCCUAGCCUCGUCAUUGUCGUCUCAAGUGUAAAUACGGCGGCGCGGCUUGAACCGAGUAGGAUUCAACAAUUUGAAGCUUCGCAUAUCGGAUUUAUUAACUCGUCACCCCCACGAAAAGCAAUUGUCUCAUCAACACCCGAGACAAUUUGGUCUAUAUUAGUAUUUAAGGAAUCGAAGGAAAAGAGAAAUCAUGAGUUCGACUGCCGCCGCCACUGCUACUCCCCCGACGGGGUCUGCACCGCAAGAUGAGAAGAAGAGGAAGGGUGUUGGCAAGGUCUUGUACCGAGUGAAGACCGUUUUCAAGAGGGGUGGUCGUCCCAAGAAGGGCGCUGAAGCUGAAGAAUCGACUGCGCCCACUGCAGUUGUCAGCGAACCAACGGCUGCACCAGCCGCCUCUCCGAAACCCAAGAUUAGGCCUGAGCUGGAGAAUGCUACCAAGAUUCCUCGGAUACAGAUUCAUGAGGAGCGCGCGAAGAAACUUGGUGCAAGAUUCGGGUUGGAGAUUAAGCCAAGUGAAUGGCAUUCGUCGGAGGGCGACGUCUACCGUGUGGAGAAGGAUGUUCGCAUGCGAAUUCACCGCGAAUGCCACCGCUGCCACUCGGCCUUCGGCGCUGGCAAUGAAUGUCCUAACUGUCAACAUAGGCGCUGCAAGAGGUGCACCCGAACCCCACCUAAGCGCACCGAGGAGGAGAGACAGGCUCUUCGAGAAAAGAGGGCCAUCCAGGUUCAGAAGAACCAGUUCAACGCCCCCAUCAUUCCGAGCUACGAUUACUCAGAAAAGAUCAUCCUGAAGAAGCCCAGGAAAACUGGACAGGAUCUUGUUUACAAAGGCAAACCUCGCAUGCGAAUUAGAAGACACUGUCAUGUGUGCGAAACCCUUAUCACAUCGAAUGCGAGAGAGGCGAGGGUUUGCGACAAUUGCGGUCACAGGCGUUGUGGUGACUGCCCAAGAGAACCAAGCGACAAGAAAAAGUAUCCAUAUGGAUAUCCUAACGAUGAACCUGGUGUGGUAUUCAAGGGAGUUUACGCCUGUCAUGAAUGUAAACGGAAAUUCCCGCCAAAUACGGAAGAUGGAGCAGAAUGUCGAGUCUGCUCGCACAAGAAAUGUCCUGAUUGCCCGCGAGUCAAACCGAAGAAAGUGGACCCCGAACCCGAUCCCGAAAUAAUGGAAGCAUUACGGCUUCGUUUAGCCGCCUUAAAGACGGCAGAUACCUAACAUUGAAUACUAUUAUUUACAUCUCACC
Messenger RNA from Hypoxylon trugodes, 1435 nucleotides. RefSeq lists its product as uncharacterized. The record is from RefSeq and is a predicted model, not a curated record. Bases 382 to 1407 code for a protein of 341 amino acids. The transcript is spliced from 3 exons. Lineage: Eukaryota; Fungi; Ascomycota; Sordariomycetes; Xylariales; Hypoxylaceae.